AUGACCUCUGUGACGGGGAUGGAAUCUACCCAAAUCUCUCCCAAGGAGCUUCCCAAAUCGUUUAAUGACUGGCCCAAUUUCCAAGGAUUCAACUCCACCUACCAGGAGCACUCGCCGGUGGAGCUCAAAGUCAAAGGGAAUAUCCCAGCGUGGGCUGCUGGCGUUCUCUACCGCACGGGGACUGGUGCCAGUGAAGUCGAGACAGACUCUGGAAAGACCUUCAAGGUGCACCACUGGUUUGACGGGCUGGCCGUCGUCCAUCGCUUCCAGAUUCUGCCCCCCGACAGCGAGCACGAUUCGGUUCGGGUUCUGUACAACUCGCGCAGUACCUGCGAUGGGCUGAUUGAGAAGAUCCGCAAGACUGGUGACGUGGGACAAGUGACGUUUGGGAGGAAAUACGAACCGUGCACGUCCUUUUUCAAGAAGGUGAUGUCCAUAUUCCAGCCUAAUCAACUCGGUUGUUCCAAGCCAGACGAGAGAAGCAUGUCAGUCACUCUGUCUACCAACUUUCCAGGCCUUUCCGCCACGGGAGAGAGGCAGCACCAUGGACAUGCCUCGGGAAUCCAAACGUUGUGCAACAAAACGGAUGCCAACGCCUUUCAGAUGUUGGAUCCGGAAACGUUGGAGCCUGUCGGCCUUGCGUCUCAGACGACCCUUCACCCAGACCUCAAGGGUCCUCUGUCGUCUGCCCAUGCGAGGUCUGAUCCCAUUACGGGCGACGUGUUCAACUACAAUCUGGAUUUAGGCCCGAAGCCGACGUAUCGCAUCUUCCGCGUGUCAUCGACAGGGAAAACGUCAAUUCUGGCCUCUUUCCACGCUGAUGCAGCCUACCUCCAUUCGUUCUUCUUGUCCAAACACUACGUGGUCCUCUGCGUGUGGAAUUCGUUCUUCACCGCCAGCGGCGCCAGUAUACUCUGGAAAAAGAACAUUGUCGAUGCCUUGGCAGAUUAUGACCCGUCUCGACCCGCGCGCUGGUAUGUGGUGGACCGACGUCCGCCAGAAGAGGGAGGACAGGGUCUCGUCGCCAUCUAUGAAAGCGAUCAUUUUUACUGCUUCCAUACGAUCAACGCUUUUGAGGAGGCUUCUGCCGACGGUUCGACGGUCGACAUCGUGGCCGAUCUGGUGACGUACCCGAAUUUGGACACCUUGAAAAAGCUCUACCUCCCAAACUUGAUAUCGACGUCGCCAGCUACUGCUGAGUAUGCCAAGGCUAGCGUUAACCCCGUGCUAAAGCGUUUCCGUCUUUCGUCGAUUCCGUUGACCCCUGUGAAAACUGCGAAACAGGCAGUGUUGGAGCUGACUUCGGAGCCCCUCAAGUGCCCGGAGCUACCCACGAUCAAUCCUGCGUACGUGCUUCGUCGCCAUCGCUAUGUCUACGGGGUGGUCAAUACUGGAAAGUCGACCUUCUUUGACAGUCUGGUCAAGUAUGACACGGAGACAGGGGCCACGCUCACGUGGAGCGAACAUGGCCAGACGGCCGGCGAAGCCAUCUUUGUGCCGCGGAGGGGAACUGAGGCGGCUGAUAAUCUGGACGAAGACGACGGGAUUCUUCUUACGGUCGUUCUGGAUGGGCCUGCCGGUCGAUCAUACCUCUUGGCACUUGAUCCGAAAACGAUGACGGAGACCGGCCGGGCAGAGCUCGAUGGACCGGUGGGCUUUGCUUUCCACGGGACACAUGUUCCUGCAGCGGGCAAAGGUUUUGGAGGAGCUGAGGGAAGGGGACUCGACUUUUAG
This is a messenger RNA of Rasamsonia emersonii CBS 393.64, 1734 nucleotides long. RefSeq names its product Carotenoid cleavage dioxygenase. Lineage: Eukaryota; Fungi; Ascomycota; Eurotiomycetes; Eurotiales; Trichocomaceae. Gene Ontology annotation, molecular function: carotenoid dioxygenase activity. Gene Ontology annotation, biological process: carotene catabolic process. Bases 1 to 1734 code for a protein of 577 amino acids. The record is from RefSeq and is a predicted model, not a curated record. The transcript has 2 exons.